UCCUUCUUUUCCUUUCCUUGGGAACGCUUUGAUUUGAUUUCUACAUUGUAUAUUUGAAAUACUCUCAUUGUUUCAAUUUAGUCCUGAACUCUCAUUGUUUUAAUUUAGUCCUGAACUCAUACUAACAAUGGUACAAACAUUGAUCUAUAGGCACAGAUGGAAUUAACAUAUGUUGAAAGUAAUAUUAAAACAGGAGAUAUCCUGCACCCCACCCCUUCAGUGCGUACAGUAUUCUGAAAGAAAAUAGCUGAUAAAUAUUCAAGGCAGAUAUGAGUGUGUUUUAUAUAAGUGUGGACAUUGUAAAGCAUUCUUGUAUCCCAGCCUGAUGUGUAAGCAUAACUAACUUGCCACAAGAAUUUAAUGCUUCUGGUAAACCUCAGUGUGGGCAGCAUUUAGUCCACACUGACCACUGGAGAUGAAAAGGGGACUGUGUUUGUGAACAUGCUCCCUCUGGAACUCCUGAUGAAGUAAAAGGGUACUGGUGUAAGGGAAGGAACAGCCAUUGUGCAGGGCAGGUCAGCCUGGCUUGAUUUACACUUUCAUGUAUAGAUCAAAAAGUCAAGAGGUUAAAGACUGAAUCUUAUAUUGUUUUCUGAACACUUGCUUUCGCAGCUCUUGAGCAUAUUUGUAAUUUGUGCCCCACCUAACUUCCUUCAGCUGUUCUCCCUGAUGCAGAGUACUUCCCUUUCCUGUGUGACUUUUCCUCUCUUCAUUCUGUUUCCACAGCAAUCAGGACUUUAUGAAUAUAAAAUCUUUGGUGGCCUUGCUGAUGUUCCCCCAAAAUUGUGUGUAGAUGUCUACAUGGACUUGGAUUUCAGAAAAGAGUGGGAUCAGUAUGUUAAAGAACUGUAUGAGGAAACAUAUGAUGGUGAAAAAGUAAUCUACUGGGAAGUGAAGUACCCUUUUCCUCUCUCAAACAGAGACUAUGUCUACACCCGGGAAUGCCGGGAGAUGGAUGUGCAUGGGAGGAAGAUCUGGGUUGUGUUAGCAAAAAGUGUGGCUGUUCCUCAGUGCCCUGAGAAGCCUGGUAUUAUCAGAGUUAAGAGCUAUAAACAAAGCCUGGUAAUUGAAAGUGAUGGCAAGGCUGGAUGUAAAGUCUAUAUGUACUAUUUUGAUAAUCCUGGUGGCAUGAUUCCAUCCUGGCUGGUCAACUGGGCUGCCAAGACUGGUGUGCCUGCUUUCCUGAAGGACAUAGAAAAAGCUUGCCUUAUUUAUUCUAAGAACACAUAGGUGUUGAAAUUGAUCUUAAUAAUUUAAUUCCUACAUCUCUGCUCUUACAGGAGCAGAUGUUAUGUAUUACACUGGAAAAAAUCUACCUCUAAUAUUGGAAAUAAUUUUAUUUUAGUUGAGUUAUGCCUUUAGUUUUAUUAGAUUUUUUUCCAUCUCCAGCAGAAGAGCUGGCCACUAUCAGGGUAGCACCAGUAUCAGCUGCAGCUUUUGAAAGUACUCAAGUUUAUCCUUGUUCCCCAUGCUUUGCUUAUUUAUGCUGGUGGUCAGGUGUCAGCUAGAGGAGUUCUGUGAUGGAUGUGUUGCAUCCUUGCACAAGAGACAGCAGUCUUACUAGAAAAAUGUCUGAACUUGGAUUGCAAAUCCUCUGCAUGUGUUAUGCCUGGAUCUGCUUUGUUACCUUGCAGGAUGGCUUCCUCCUGAAACUCAGUAAUGGAACUUGCAUUGCAUAGGAGGAAAUGCUUCUGCUACCCAAGUUUGUCAUUCUUAAACUCUC
Molecule: messenger RNA, 1723 nt
Organism: Lonchura striata (white-rumped munia)
Lineage: Eukaryota; Metazoa; Chordata; Aves; Passeriformes; Estrildidae
Source: RefSeq, a predicted model, not a curated record